AUGUCUCGGAACUCGUGGAAAGACUACUCGAAGAAGGGGCUCGGGUUUGGGAAAAAAGGGUUCGACAAGGCGUGGCAAGCUUUGGACAAGCUCGGGGCUCCUGUCAACCGUUUAUCAAACCGAGUAGGUGCAGAAGCAUUCUGGCCAACCACACUGGACAAAGAAAGCGAAAAAGCAGCACGCAUUCUGAGAAGCUUCUGCAAGGAUGGCUUCUACGAUAAAAUCGAUGCCGAGGCCGAGGCUGCAAAAGAGCAGGAAGCCGAGAAUGCCGCCAAUGCCGCCAAUACGAAGCAGAAGAUAGAUCGUCCUGUCGGCAAACAACGUGUCCUGGUGAAGAUUCCUUCGGAAGUCAUCAAACGAGCCAAGGGCAUUGCUAUUUUCACGACUAUGCGAACCGGCCUCUGGUUGAGCGGUGCUGGGGGCAGUGGUGUCUUGAUGGCUCGCAUACCUGAAACUGGUGAAUGGAGUGCGCCUUCUGGUAUCCUCCUGCAUACCGCCGCGUUAGGAUUCCUCGUGGGUGUCGAUAUCUACGAUUGUGUUGUUAUCAUCAACACCUACGAUGCUCUAGAAGGCUUUAAAAAGCUUCGGGCCACACUUGGCGGAGAGUUAAGCGCAACAGCCGGCCCGAUUGGUUUGGGAGGCGUUGUUGAUAGCGAAGUUCACAAACGACAAGCCCCAAUAUGGACAUACAUGAAGAGUCGCGGGCUAUACGCAGGAGUCCAAGUGGACGGCACAAUCAUCGUUGAACGUACUGAUGAAAACGCCCGCUUUUAUGGCCGAAAGGUGUCUGCACAAGAAAUCCUCGCGGGCAAUGUUACAAAUUCAUCCGACUCUCUUCGGACCCUGUUCCAGACCAUCAAAGCCGCCCAGGGUGACCAUGAUGUUGACGAAACUAACUUACCACCACCAGGAGAAGCUCCCGGCGAUGCAAUCAUUGUUAAUGAGGAUGAGACUGGGUUUGGGAUUCCUGCCACAGAUGAUCCAGACCCCUAUGGAGUGCGUGCUUUAGAAGAGCAUGGCCUUUUCAUUCGAGAGGCAGGAACCCACAACAGGCCAAGUCAUGAGGUCUUUGAAUUCCGCCCUAGUCCUUCAAGUCCUAUUUAUAACUCUUUCGUUAGACAAAGCAUUGAUUCAUCGCCGCGACAAAGCUGGCGGGCUAGCCUGCAGAAUGAUUUGCCUCCUCGUGCUCCCCCUUCAGUUAGUGCUGCAUCUUCUCGUAGUUUGGAGGAAACGCCAGUGUCGCCCGAGCAGAAUCAAUGGGAUACUCCGGACACGUCAGAUGGCCAUGAGGUUCACGAAAAAGAAGACCACCCAGAGAAAGAAGACGAUAUAGACAAGGAGGGAUUUGAAAUUCACGAUGCGAGCAACACCACGAUCACCAAGCAUGAUAUUAUUCAUGAAAAGCCAGCUACGCCGGUGGAAGAGACUUCUCCAUCUGCGAACUUCUCACGUCCGCGACUAGUCACAAUUCCUAAGCGACUUCCACCUGCACUCCCUCCUCGCAAUCCCGUACGCAAGCACGAUUCUCUUCCCACCCAAGAAUCAACUCUCCCGGCUUCACCGUCUCCCACAGUCCCCGUGCAUCCAGAUAUUCGGCGUUCUAGUGGCUCCUCGCGAGAAGGGGAUAGCCACGAUAGCCUCAAGACAACGCCUCCAGUUGUCCUCGACUCUGUUGAGAAGUCUGAACGGGAGGAAGAGCAGGCACAACACGAUGUGCACGAGGAAACGACUGUGCUGGAGAAAGACGAGUUUCAUUCACCACCUUCUUCACCGAAGCAAGAGAAGCUCGUGCUUGAGCACGAGACUCAAGUCUCGGUUACACCAAAUGCUUGA
Talaromyces proteolyticus is the source of this 1833-nucleotide messenger RNA. Its product is annotated as DUF500 domain protein. The transcript has 2 exons. Gene Ontology annotation, molecular function: phosphatidylinositol binding. Lineage: Eukaryota; Fungi; Ascomycota; Eurotiomycetes; Eurotiales; Trichocomaceae. The coding region runs from base 1 to 1833 and encodes 610 amino acids. The record is from RefSeq and is a predicted model, not a curated record.